UUCAUUCAAAAACACUGAAUCGCAAACUCCACUACAAGCAGCAGCAGUAGUCAGUGUUUCAGCCACAUGCGGCAGUGAGUAAUAGAGAGAGAGAGAGAAAUAGAGAGAGAGAGAGAGAGAGAGAGAGAGAGAGAGAGAGAGAGAGAGAGAGAGAGAGAGAGAAAAGCACCAAACAUCAUCCAGCUCAUGUCAAAGCGGAUUCAGCGACAUAAACAACGCCGAUCAGCGGCUCAGACAGAUGGCCUUUUAACAGUGGCCCCACCGAGCGCGUGGAGUUGCAGCACAGUCCCCGUGUAUCCGGCGCUGUUGCUGCUAGGGGGAAAUCCGCUAGUCGGUUUAGCUCGUGACAGUUAAACUGGCCGUUGUGCUGGGAGAUUUCCAUCCAUGGCUCUGGUAACCCUGCAGCGCUCGCCCACUCCCAGCGCGGCGUCCACUUCCAGCACCGCCACCACCAACAACGCGGGGGAGGACUUUGGAAGUGACGAUGAGCGCCGGCUAAAUCAGAGUUUGAGUGAGAGCUUCUUCAUGGUCAAGGGGGCCGCUCUGUUUUUGCAGCAGGGCAGUUGUCCACAGGGUCCGAGAGGUCAAACUCACCACAAGCAUGCAGGUGACUUACCUCAGCAUCUACAGGUGAUGAUCAACAUUCUUCGAUCUGAAGACCGCAUCAAACUGGCGGUGCGGUUAGAGAGUGCGUGGUCAGACCGUGUGCGGUACAUGGUGGUAGUCUACACAAAUGGCCGUCAAGACACUGAGGAGAACAUCUUGCUGGGGAUGGACUUUAGCAACAAAGACAGUAAGAACUGCUCUAUUGGGAUGGUGCUGCCACUGUGGAGUGACACAAAGAUUCAUUUAGAUGGUGAUGGAGGCUUCAGUAUGACUACCGCCGGGCGCACGCACAUAUUCAAGCCGGUGUCAGUCCAGGCCAUGUGGUCUGCAUUGCAGAUUUUACACAAGGCAUGUGAGGUGUCACGAAGGUACAACUAUUUCCCCGGCGGCAUGGCGCUCACGUGGACGGGGUACUACGAGAGCUGUAUCGGCUCUGAACAGAGCUGCAUCAACGAGUGGAAUGCCAUGCAGGACCUGGAAACACUGCGACCAGACUCUCCUGCAGUCUUUGUUGACAAGCCAACAGAGAGGGAGAGGACAGAAUGUUUAAUCAAAUCCAGACUCAGGAGUAUCAUGAUGUACCAGGACUUUGAAAAUGUCACGUCCAAAGAGAUUCGUAGUGAGCUGGAACAACAGAUGAACCGCAACCUGAAAGAGUACAAAGAGUUCAUAGACAAUGAGAUGCUGCUUAUUCUUGGGCAGAUGGACAAAGCCACUCUCAUCUUUGACCACCUUUAUCUGGGUUCUGAAUGGAACGCUUCUAAUCUAGAGGAACUUCAGGAAACUGGGGUGGGCUACAUCUUAAAUGUUACAAGGGAAAUAGAUAACUUUUUCCCAGGAACAUUCUGCUACCACAACAUCCGAGUGUAUGACGACGAGGCCACAGACUUGCUGGCUCACUGGAACGAAACCUACAACUUUAUUGUCAAAGCAAAAAAGAAUCAAUCCAAAUGCUUGGUUCACUGUAAGAUGGGCGUAAGCCGCUCGGCCUCUACUGUAAUAGCAUAUGCAAUGAAAGAGAAUGGCUGGACUCUGGAGAAAGCAUAUAACUUUGUCAAACAGAAGCGCAGUAUCACCCGUCCCAAUGCCAGCUUCAUGAGACAGCUGGCGGAGUAUGAGGGCAUACUGGAUGCCAGUAAGCAGCGUCAUAACCGCCUGUGGCAUCCUGAUUCAGAUUGCGAUCACCCUGACUGUGAGCAAGCUGCUUCCCCUUGCUGUGUGGAUGCAGAGACUGUGGAUCACGUUACCCCUGACCCCACUAACCCCAGGGUCACCGUAUACUGCGAGCCUACCGCCCACUCCUCUCCAAUUAGCCUAGAUCUUGACCCCGGCCACCCACAAAACUACCACUACUACUUCCGCCGCCUGUCUGACUCGGCCCUCGACAGCAACCCUUCCACGCCUGUCCAUGCACCGCCUCUGGUGGAUGUAAAUCGUGUCUUCAUCGAGGUUUCUGAUGUGGAGCAAGAUGCGCUUCUCGACGAUGAAACCAUCGAAGGGCGCGCCGGCCCUCAUUUACCCCAUUCCGGUGUCCCAGAAGAGGGUACGACCGCUCGAACCUGUUCUCGAGGGGCGGAGCCUUUGGAGGAACUACGUCUACGUUUGGAGUUCAGCACGGUGGAGGAGGAGGAUGAAGAGGAGGCUCAGAAAGAGCAAGCAGAAAUGGAGGCGUUAGCAGAGGGAACGAAGGGAGGAGAUGAAAAUGAGGGAGGAAGGAAGGAUAGUGAGGAGUUGUCAAAUAAAGAGGGGAUUGAACUUGCAAGCCUGAACCAUCUGUGCAAUGAGAACUCCAACAACAAUAACCACCUCAGAACGCAACAAAAGCUCACUGAAAGUGCCCAUCUAAAGCAGCACGCUAAGCCGAGGCUUGCUCCUAGUAUGUUGUUCGCUUCCAAGCCCACCCAGAGUGCUCUGUUGGAGACUAACAGACAAGGCCUUGCCCCUUUACUCCUCAACAGUGUUAUCUCUAUACCCAAUAUCUCUAUUCAGACGCCACCCUGUGCCAACUUUCCCAUGACAGCCAAGUGUGGCAAGCUUGCCUCAGAUCUGUGCCUUGAUGCCAAUGCAAUGCCCUCGGGGCAUAAAGAUAAGCCAGAAAGCAAAUCUCUUGACAAAGAAACCGAGAACCGGACUCCGAUGCUUGAGGCCAAAGGGGAAGGAGAUUUCAGACAGAAAAUGAGUGAUGCACAAGGUUCCUCUGCUCUACACAGGAACGAGAGAGAGAUGAAGGGCUUGGAGAAGGUGGAGCCCGCUUGUUCUCCCCAACAACAAGAGACCCUGAUGCAGCUGCAACGCUCUGGCCUCGUUCGUCGCCGGAAAGAGCGAUUGGAAAAACUCUCCGGUCUCUUCCAGGAGCGUGCACGUGCAAACGAGCACCGGGGAGCGGGUUCAAGCAAAGUCGAGGACGCAACAAACAAUUCCAGUGAAUUGCCUUUUGGAUCACGGGUGGAGUUCACCCCCGAAGCAGAAGUGCCACUGACGAAUGAAGUCUUGUUGGCGGUCCUCGGGUCAGGUGGCCAGACACCGGUCUCCUCCCCGCAUGGUUCCACGCUCACCCGCAGCUCCAGCAGCGACAGCCUCCGCAGCGUACGCGGCAAACCAGGCCUUGUGCGUCAACGUACCCAAGAAAUCGAAGCCCGAAUGCGACUUGCAGGACUCACUGUACCUUCUCGACUAAAGCGUUCCAACUCACUCGCCAAACUAGGCAGCCUCACCUUCUCAUCUGAGGACUUGUGCUCGGCAUGCUCCUCUGAUGCAGGGACCCUUCUCAUGCUGUCGUUGUCCCCAGAACCUGAGCACUCGCUCAGCCCGGAAUGGGCCAGACCGUGGCCCUCUUCCUCGUCCUCGACCUCCACCAACAUGGAGGUCUUCAACCAAGGCGAAGCUGGACCCGAAGAGUCCAAGAGCUGACAGCGGGAAACAGUUUUAGAGCAACAGUACCUUUGGUUUCAGCUUCACCUGGAGUUCUGCAGCAAUGUUACUGAUAUUUAUAUUUAUAUAUUUUUUAAACAUUUCAGCCACUUGGGGAAAAUUGGCCAUUCACAGAAGUUCUUGAGGUGAACAGAUCUAACGAGUUGGGUAAACAGUGUCUUCUACAAAAGAAUGGCUUUCUGUUAUGAAUCCAAAACCUUCUGGACUGGCUCAAUAGAUGUGUAUUGCACUGAGUGACGAACAGUUCAUGAGGUUUUCCUCUCUGCUGUUCUGAAGCAAAAUAAGCACUCGCCAUCCCAGAGGCCAUUACUUGAAAGCGUCAAAAUAGACUAUUGUGUAAUGUUUCCAUCAGCCCACCCAUUUAUCGCUCCAUAAAUCACUUAAUUGUCGCCCGGUAUGAGUCACAUAUUCCUUCGGACAUGGUCACACAUUUGAAAAGGCUUUCAAAAAAAUCAUACACCCUGCUGUGCUCAUGCUUCCUGGCGUGAUGGUGAAAGGAAAUGGACUUUUUGCCGUGAUUAGGAACGUUUUUUUGUAUGCUGAUGGACUCUUUUAUCAUUCACAAAGCACUGAUGAUUAACUCACAGGUUUCAAAGUAGUACCUCAUACCAGUAUAGUACUGUUCGUAAGCCAGGCAGAUAACUAAACAGGAUGACUGGCAGCACUUCAACGCAGUGUGGUGUGGAGGCUCAUUGGGAAAGCUGAUGGAGGACCACCAAAAGGAGAUUUGUUUGGGAUUCUGCCAUCUUUUUAAUACUUGAUGAUGGUAUUGAAAGACAAAUCGGAGGCAACUUCAAGCUGCUGUUUUCAAUCCACUGAAACGCUCAUAGAUGCAGUUUCCGAUCUUACGAAUGUGACUGUCCAUGUUGCUGUCAAAAUGGCGGUAGGGUUUUGGGGAAAUGUUACUGUUACAGUCUCUAAUAGCACAUACUUGUUCUUGUAGAGAUUUUAUAUCAUUGCAAACUCCUCCGUAGUAGUUUCUCUAGCAGAAGAGCUGCUCCAAAUGUGAUGCAAAUGAUUCAUUUACUCAUGUAAAGAGUGACUGUUAUUUUAAAGGACUUGUUCCAGAGGCAGUGGCUUGUUCAUACCAACCGGAACUGAAGAUUUUGCAGUUUGCAGAUGAUUCAAUCCCACCACAUAAUGGCUUUACUGUUCUAACUCUUUUUCCUGUUUGUACUCGCUGUCAGUUUUCCAUAAUGAAAUCAAAGUAAGGUAGAUUGGACUGAAGAUGGUCGCUCUGAAACAAGAUCAGACUACAAUUACAAGGGAAAGGUGUGGAAUGGUUUCAAUAACUGUUAAACUGUGAGUGUGUGUUUUUGUGUGGGUGAAUCUCACAAAAGCAUUUCCAGGUCACAUUUCGGCCCAAAAAAUCAGAAGAAAAAAAAUAAAUGUUAAACUAUAUUAAAUUAUAUUUUGCAUUUAGUAACUGAACCCCCUUUUUAUGACCAUAAACAUUGCUCUCAAUGAAAUUCAUACCAAGGCAGUGUAAUGCAAAUACUGCUUAUACUACUACUACUUGAAUAAUUGGCAUAAAAUAAAAGCCAUACAACAAAUAUUACAAUGAUUUUAAAAUACUUUACAAUCUAAAUAAUGCACCAAGAAUUAUAUAUAUAUACAUACAUACAUACAUGUAUAUAUUAGGCAUUACAGUAAUGUUAAUUUAAGCUUUUAAGCAAAAUAUAAUUCCUUGUUUUUGAUUUUAUAGAUUUUAUGUGAUAUUUGGGGUGAAAAAAAAAGUACCAGACAUGUUUUUGACAGUGAUUAUCACCUCUGUGUCUGAGAACACUUGCCAUACCAGCUUUUGUGAUCACACAAGCUUUGAUAACAAACCCAUUAAUCCAACUAUGAAGUUUGUUCAUAUCCUGGUGUCAACAGCCCUUUAUUGAUCUGAUUACAGCUCGAGUUAAAGUACUUGAGGUUUAUUAUUAUGCAGCAUACUUUUCCAAUAUUUUUUAAACUGAUUUUGUACAUGUAUCUAUGCCACCACAUUGAGUUUGAGCGACAGAAAUGUGACGUUUGCGAGUGUGUGCGAGUGAGCGGUGCCUUGAACAGCGGCUACACCAUUACUGUGAACUAUUUAUGAACACAAAACCCUUUCAGAGAAUGUGUGUGCGUUUUAAUGUUAAAAACAUGAGCAGGCUCAUAGUAUAUAGACUCGUCUCCGCUUCCUCACAUGUACACUGUAUGUAAAUAUGUAUGUUGGUCAUAUAACAGAAUUGCUCACGGUACUUCCAUCUGAAAGUCAACUUGAAUCAGUUCCUUUAUCCUGUAGAAUAGAUGGUUGCCUGAAUGAUUUUUGGUUGACUGGACAAGUAUCAACACUAUUUAAUAUUCCUUCUGGGACCUGAAUAUAAAAUCUAAGAGGAAAAAUAAGCCAGAAAGCUGUUUUCUGUCAUGAACAGUUACAUGCAUCCUCCUUGAAUGUGCCCUGUACAAUCUUCUUCCCACCGAAGUCUUUGCCAUUUUUGUGUCUGAUGCCAUAUUGAGGUCAAGAGAUUACAGAUUAAAUGUUAUUGGUUGCCUGCAUUGUCUUAUGUCAUCAACAUCAAGUGCCUUACCCAGAAGCACUAGAGGCAUUGUUCUGUGUUAACUCCCAUUUGAUAAUGUUGCCUGUUAAGGAAGAGGCCAAUGGGUUACAUGGGCACAUUUUAAAGCUGGCAGACAUUUUCCUACUGUACACUCCUACAUUUUAUUGUUGUGUGAGACACAAUAGAAACCGAUCAUUGACAUGUGGCAUCAUUUCAUUUUGAUUAAAGAUGAAGACACUGCAAACUCAUGAAAGCUGUUAGAGUUGUCAAGUUUGGGGAGGUUUUCCUUUUCAAAGGAGCGAGGAAGGAUUUUAUGCUUUUAAAGUAUGAAGUGAUAACCAAAGUUUUGUGCUGAGAAUCGAUAUUAAAUGACACAUUUGGUGAUGCUGUUGCUUAUGGAACCAUCAUAGAUUCAAGCUAUUUGCAUGGGAGAGACAGUGGCUUUUUAAAAAAAAAAUGUUACAUUGGUUCUGUUACCAAAUCAUCCAUAGAUUUUCCUCUAGUUGGAUAUUGAGCGUCAUUUUGUGAAUUAGCAAUGCACAAAAUAGGAGCGCUCACUUCUCCUCACCAGGUCACCAUUGUUCUCAUUAUUAAGUAUGCAGUAAUUUUUUUUUUCCUUUGUACUGCAGAUUUGCUGUAGUUUCAAUGCAUAUUGCACUUUGUACAUUUUGUUGAUGUACUGUAUGUGUUUAUUAUGGGAAUAAACUUUUUCAUGCAAU
Messenger RNA from Pimephales promelas (fathead minnow), 6784 nucleotides. It is a transcript of the gene ssh1a, whose product is annotated as slingshot protein phosphatase 1a. The record is from RefSeq and is a predicted model, not a curated record. Lineage: Eukaryota; Metazoa; Chordata; Actinopteri; Cypriniformes; Leuciscidae. Gene Ontology annotation, biological process: negative regulation of actin filament polymerization; protein dephosphorylation. Gene Ontology annotation, molecular function: actin binding; phosphatase activity.